Messenger RNA from Harmonia axyridis, 895 nucleotides. RefSeq lists its product as uncharacterized. The transcript has 3 exons. Lineage: Eukaryota; Metazoa; Arthropoda; Insecta; Coleoptera; Coccinellidae. The coding region runs from base 37 to 756 and encodes 239 amino acids. The record is from RefSeq and is a predicted model, not a curated record.
UGUUAUCUUCCGGUAACCUAAAAUUCUCGUUUGUAGAUGAAUAGCCGACAAAUAAAGAGAAAUAAAUACUUCAUCAAAAAUACCAGCUGGUGGUUUAGGAUCAUCUGGAAAAGAAUACCAGUUUUUGACAUUAUUUUAAGUUUUUUUUUGUACAAUUCACCUCAUUAUAUUCACACAAUGUUAGAUUGUGAUUUAUUAAAUCAACUUCGCUUAAGACGCCUAAUGUUCCCCAAACGGGAGGAUUUAAUACAGAAAAAUCUUUUGCCUUUGAAAGAAAAUAAUUUUAAGAAGGAAAUUGCUCAUUCAAAAUAUGAACAAAAUUGCCAAGGUAGAAGCCCAUUAUUGAGGGAUUUUCAUAAUAAAAUACCUAUUUCUGAGAGGUUAGGUAUCAGUGCAAAGAAAAGAGUUCCUAUAUUAGGAACUAACACUAAAAUGAUAAUGCCCAGAAGAAAUCGUCGUUCAAAUCCACGUAGAAAUCGAAAACAGUUGUCUCUGAACCAGGUUGUGAAUAAUAUGAGAUAUAAACAAAAUAAUUUGGACAAUAUUUGUUCCUAUAAGAUACAGGUUUUCAAUGAUCAGGCAGAAUUAAACUCCAAUACCUUUCAAAGGUUUCAGUUAAAAUUGGAUCCUAUGAUUCAAGCGGAAAUCAGGCAUAUUCAAAAUGCCAAUCCAAGACAGAUUUUUCAUGGACUAUAUCCUAUUCAGCCAGUAGCCACUGAUAUUCAUAUGAAUUAUAGAUUCACGAAUUUGACAUGAUUACCUCACUAUUAUUUUUGUUGAAAUUUAAAAUUUUAAGUUUUUUAGUUCGUUUUUUUUUCUGUUUUUCAAAGAAUAAUUUUUUCGUUUAUAUUUCAUAUCUGUGAUAAUCUUUACAAUUAAAUUUUAUUUUAAUCAA